GUGUUCUUUGGUGGGUUUUUUGACUUGUUGUUUUUGUCUUCGUUGUCCGUAUUAGGAUAAAGCUAGAGCUGUUGAAAUUAAAAUAAAUUUCCCGAAAACCAAAAUUUUCGAAAACCUAAGGAAAAUCCACAAAGUUUCAUAAGAUUCUGGAAAAAUAAUGACGAAAAUCCCAAAUGUUCUGGGAAAAUUUCGGUCUUUCUCUAAUAUUUUCCCAGAAUCUUAUAAAAUUUUGGGGUUUUUCCCCAAGAUAGUGAUAUUGGGGUAUGCUUCCUGAGGCGAAAUGAUCCUAUUUAUUAUUACGAAAUUUUUGAUCUCACAGCAGUAAAGAUUACUUACUAUGCAUACCGUGGAGUGUUUCCAUUUAGUUAAGUAAAAUAGUGCCUUGAUAUUAUAAUUCUGCGUCUCUGAGAUAUUGUUUCAUGUCUGUAGUCCCCCUAAACGAUCAAGGGAUCCAAAUUAUAUCUUUCUUAACAUUUCAAUGUGCAGAUCUACAUGAAUUUUCGCCUUUACCCCUUCUUAACCUUGAUGUGAUAUCACAUUGAAAUUGGAAAAGUUCUUUUGCUUGCCACUCUACGAGUCAGGUUUUUCAACGAUUGUCAUUAUUAUAUCAAUAAUCCCUCUAAAAGCCUUUCUACGAUGGGUAUUAUGCAGUCAACCUCGUCCCAGCUCUAAACACCUACUCAGUAGUUUAGGUUUUUCUUAGUAUAGUAUGCAUUUAAGAAAUAAAGUGGAAGAUACUUGAUCUUAUCAAGUUUUCUUCAAAUUGACAUCCCAUGUUUAAGUAAAACAUUUCUUGGCACAAUUUCUAGUAACGAGUUACACUAGUUAUAUAUAUUCGUAAAUCAUUUCCAUAUUUCGGAAUUUUUCGCCAAAUAAUAUUUUUCACUUUGGUUUCUUUAUAUGUCGUCCGAUUUCUUGUUUAGUCUUUUACGUCCAACAUUAAUUUCUAGUGAGGUUUUGGCGAAAGGAAACAAAAACAUUGAGUUGUUUAGUUUGAGUGGUGCGCUCUCUACUGUUGCCUGAAUGGUCCGGAAUUAUUGGAGUUAGACUAAUUUGAAAAAAGUCCUUAGUAUGCAAUCACAGAUUUUCUCAAAGCUGUGUACACAAGUCUUGUCUAGCGUACAUAGUCAGUUAAGAAAAAUAAGCCAAAAAGUGUUUUGUACUAAUUCGCCCUCUUUAAAAUUUCAUCUCAUUCUUGUAAUCUAGGCUAGAUUCACUUAUAGGCCUGUAAUUAUUAGAACUACGUUACGAAUAACAUUUAUUCUAUGGGUCCUUUUCAUAUCAUCAACAAUCACUUUUUUACCAAUAAUAAAAACGAAGGCUGUGCAAUAUCAGUUCUAUUUGUCUCUUGUCUUCUGUAUGGUCCAUCUAGUCAUUUUCCAUUCAAUUUCAUUUAUUACAGGUGUCUCGUCUGCUAUCGUUGUUGGUUAAAAAUUAAACAGUGAAAAAUGGCUUUUUUCACCUCCAAAAAUCAAAAACUAGCUUCUUCCUUUGGGUCAGAAAAACUCGAUUCGAUCAGAAGUAUCCAUCGUAUAUAAUCUCCAAAGGUUUUGCAAUAGUACCGUCAUCUGGUCAGGAUAUACACUCUACUGGUCGUUGUACAUUAGCUCCUGAUCAGUCAGUCCCUCGACAUGUUUCUCUUGCAUCAUCUAUUCGUUUACGAAACUCUUCUGCUUCGGAACUUCGACGAGAAUUUAUUAAUUUUUUCCGAAGUCAUCAACAUUCAGUGGUAGCACCGGCUUCUGUAUUUCCGAAGCGUCACGAAGGAAGCUAUUUCAUCAAUGCAGGAUAGGUAUGAACCAAUUUAAAUCAAUUUUUCUCAACCAGUCGGAUAGUAUUUGUUCAGAAUUUAAGCAGUUACGUCGUGCUACGAACUCACAGCCAUGUAUUCGAAUCGGUGGUCGUCAUGAUGAUUUAAAUGAUGUGGGAUAUGAUAGGCAUCAUCAUACAAUGUUUGAAAUGUUGGGCAGUUGGUCGUUCGGGGACUACUAUAAGAAAGAGGCUUGCUCUCAGGUUUGGAAAUUUCUUACUAAGGUGUUAAACCUGCCUACCAAUGCAAUUUACAUAACAUAUUUCGGUGGUGAUCAAAAACUUGGACUUCCUCCAGAUGAUGAGACACGUGAUAUCUGGUUGAACUUGGGGGUGAUGGAUCAAAAAUUAAUGCCAUUCGGUAUCGAAUCAAACUUUUGGCGUGCAAAUCAGUGUAGUGGUGGAGGAUUGUGUGGUCCGUCAACUGAAGUACACAUAGAUUUCAAAGCACUCUGCGGUGGAGACCAAUUAGACUGUGCACGUUGUUUAGUGAAUACUUCUAGCCCUCAAGUUUUGGAACUGUGGAAUUGUGUUUUCAUAACACAUCGUAUCAUAGCUGAUAACGAUGUGACAGAGAAACAUCUGAAACCUGACCUUCUUCAACCUUUAAAUAAGUCAUUUGUAGAUACUGGAAUGGGACUAGAACGACUAGCAUGUGUGAUGCAGGGAAUGACGUCGAAUUAUGAUUCCUAUGAAAUAAAUAGUUUAAUGGAAUUCAUACAUUCAAAGGCAAACUCAUGUAAUCCUUCUGUGCCUGUUUAUCAAGGUUUAUUUUUAUCCAAUCCUCUACAAGAUGUUGAAACUAAAACAGACAAAGAUCAAUCAGAAAUUACUCUAUCUUCUCUGUGGAAUAAAAUAUCUGGAAAAUCUUCGUCUUCUGCUCUCUGCUCAAAAUCACAUCUUGCCCUUGAUCAUUCUUGGAAAAAUUUUAACAUGGACAAUGAUCUUGUUGAUAUGUGGCAUCGAGAUACCGCCUAUCGAGUAUUGGUCGAUCAUAGUCGUGCUUUAGCAUUCGCCUUAUCAGAUGGUUUAUUACCAGGACGUCAAGGUUUACCUCUGAAAAUUCGUCAGCUUAUUCAUCGAGCUUUUCGUGCAUCUGUUUUAACUGGUCUUGAUACAGAAAUAACUACGUCGGGGAAAUUAAAAUCUCUCCUAGGAGCUUUGGUAUCCGAAGUAGCCAAAAGAGAUGUUCUCAGUCUUCAGUCGUUUUUUAACACAAUGGCUACCAUAAGAGGACCUAGCUGUAGAAAGUCUGAUGCAAUAACUCCGGAACAAAUGGAAUCAAUUAUUAAUGAAGAAGUGACUUCGUUUGCACCUCGUUUAUUUCAUAUUGAAAAUUCAUUUAAUCGAUGUUUGGAAGAAUGCAUCGAUAGGAGACAACUGUCAGCUGAACAAGUAACUAAACUAAUGAACGGUGAUUAUGGACAUCAUGUAAGCUGGGAUAUGAUAUGUGCACAAUCAUGUUGGGCUGGUCUUUUGCCACCCUUACCAAUCGAAACUAACUCUCCAUCGGACAAGAAUAAACCACUACUGUUUAGAAAUCAGAAAUUAAAUUCAAAUGUAAUUUCACGUCAGUUGCAUAAUUUAUGUGUACCGUUUACGGAUGAUUCGUUUAAAUAUAACUGUUAUCAAAAAUCUGAACUGGAUCCAAAUGCAACUGGACAAUACGAUUUCCCAGAUUGUGAAACAAAAUUACUAGGAUUACUUGCCAUUGGUAAUAAAGAUACAGAUUAUACGUUAAUUACAAAACAAUCUUUAUCGGAUUCAAAUGUCACUUCUGUCAUUCAAAAUCUAUGCGAUGCAUCAAAUAAUGAAAUUGCUAAUAAUUUACUCGGUUUUAUUUUUGAAAAAACUAACUUUUUUACAUCAUGUGGUGGUCAAGAUACUGAUACCGGUUUUAUUCACUAUCCUUCUAAGAUUCUUCAAUUUCAAGUUAUUGAAACAACUUUUGUUUCUGAUCCUAUUUCGAAUUCUUCAACGAAUGGUUGGAUUAUACAUUGGUGUCAUAAACCAGAUAAUUUAUUUCCUUCAUUAAAUAAUCUAAAUUUUGAUCAAUCUUUUGUUUUAAGUAUUGAUAAAGAACGUAGAUUUAAUCUCAUGUGUUCACAUACUGGUCAGCAUUUAUUUACAUCAGCUCUAGAAUCAUCAGUGCUAUCACAUUCUUCAGCAUUCCAACAUAUUGGUGGUACUUCUCACCCCAAUUAUUUCACAGUAAAAGCUGCUAUUAUCGGUUCAGCGUCAGAACUAAUACAAGAAGAUUUAGGUAAUUUUACAAGACAAUUAGAACAAAAGUGUCAAAAGUUAAUUAAUGAAAAUGGAUUUAUUUCCAUUUGGAAUACAGAAUUGGCACAUGCUUUAAAAGUGAAACAAAUUCGAUACUUCCCUUGGGAGGAGUAUAGUGCAAAAGUACGUACUGUGUGUAUAACAAAAGAAAAACAUUCAAUCAAUGAUCAUGAACUAACAGAUUUUAAUUCUGUCAUCUCAGCUGAAUUGUGCGGAGGGACACAUCUUUUUGAGUUAUCUGAUUUACUGGAUAUAGCGGUGGUUGCAGUUAAAGGACGUCGAAAAACAGUCAAAGAAUUCACUUGCAUUUUUGGUCAUUUGGCUAAAUCUGCACAUCAAUGUGCUAAUGAAUUGAUUCAAGAAGGUUUAUCAAAGAAAAAGAAGCUAUUCAUGAUCCUAAAAAAGCAGCCAUUCAUAUGGAUUGGUAUGAAUCUGUUUUAAAUGAUCCACAUUAUACUGGAUUUCUCCCAUUAUAUGCUCGAUUAGCGUUAGAAACCAAUCUUUUCCGUAUCAAUCAUAAAACAGAUAUCAUUGAUACUGACCAUGUCCAAUUAUACAUUGAUAACAUGAAAAUAAUGAUUGGAAAUAAUAACUGUGAAACAUCUCAAGCUGUAAUUUCUCAACUUGAUUUUCAUAGAUUAGAUGAUCUUAUUUUUGCAUUUAUACAACUCAAUACGACUCAACCGUUUGUUGUCUAUAGUAUGAAUUUAGCUAUUUGUUAUUUUCCAAAAUCACAUGCUAAUCAAACAGCUUUGAAUUUGGCACAUAUGAUAGCCAAACUUUUAUCUACUGAACUUGGAAUAGUGCAUUUAACAGUGAAAGGUCGACCUUUACGUUCUAAUCAUCUAAACAAUGAUGACCGGUAUAAAUAUGCGUUCCUUCAACUUUCACCUACAGCGGAUACUUUUACCACGAUGACUAAGAUGCAACAACCAUUGGAUUGGAAUGACUAUCAUACGUUGUUGGCAAAGUGUGUAAACUCAAUUUUACGGAGUCCAGUUUACGGUGAAGCAUAAAAUGUGUAGUUUAUAAACUUUUGAAUAUAUGAUAACUUGUUCUCUUUUCUUUUGUAGAUCUUUCAUCCCAAAAUAUUUACAAUUCGCAUAUUUGUUUGUAAAUUCCGUAUUUAUAUUAAAACAAUAUACAUUCAAACUUCUGAAAAUGUUACUAACUUCUUUUUAUUGCUGUUAUAGCAACUUUUCACUUAUGAUCAAACAUAAAGUGUCCUCUAUCAGAAUGAACGCUUCAUUAUAAUGAUGAAAAGGUUUUAUUCUUUAAAAAUAACGCUUAGUUAGCUGUUUAUAUUAGAAACAAAUAAUGUUCCUUGUAAAAUAACUUUUUUCACAAAUUUAAAUGCAAAGUAUUCGUCUGUAUG
This is a messenger RNA of Schistosoma mattheei, 5467 nucleotides long. NCBI's taxonomy places the organism in Eukaryota, Metazoa, Platyhelminthes, Trematoda, Strigeidida, Schistosomatidae. The record is from the annotation of a GenBank genome assembly.